Molecule: messenger RNA, 1242 nt
Organism: Penicillium manginii
Lineage: Eukaryota; Fungi; Ascomycota; Eurotiomycetes; Eurotiales; Aspergillaceae
Exons: 3
Coding region: 1-1242 (413 amino acids)
Source: RefSeq, a predicted model, not a curated record
AUGUACAUUCCACAGAAACGGGAUCUCAGUCGGAAGAAUGGCAUCUUCAUCAUUUGUGCCUCCAUAAUUCUCUUCUUCCUCGCCUCAGCCGCGAUCUCCUACUUCUUGGCUCGAUGGCUGCGGCAACGGCACUACGAACCAAAGUAUAUCCCCGGACAAUACUUCAAACGCAAAUGGAAACAAUGGUGCCCCGGUAGCGCCUCCUAUGGCCAAGUCUACAAUCCAAACGCUGGAACGGCCGAGAAUGGAACCUCAUAUCGCGGCGGAGGGGGCAUCAACCCUGAGAUGACAACCGCAGAUGCUGCCAACACCAAUGUUCGCCGAGAGACCUCCAUCCGAUCCAUCAUCACUCUACCUCCCUACUCUGCCAGUCCAAAACCGACCGAGCAAGUCGUCGCUCGAGAAGGCGAACGUGGUGGAAUGGAUAUGGUCGUGGAGUUCCCGGAAACCCAAGACGAACAAGAGACACGUCGCGAAGAUCAAAUGGACGCUCUAUACCAGCUGCGUGUACAGAGACGCCAACAAGCCGCCGACCGCGAAACUCGUCGUAAUGAGCGACGAGCAGCUCGAGCCCGUGGCGACUCGGUGCGACUCGAAGAACUCGCAGCCGAAUCUCGUGCUCGCAACAACCGUGCUCGCGGAGAAAGUAAUACCUCACUGAGUGCAUCCGCCGUCAUUGCUGAGCAUCAAGCUCGCGAAAGAGAUCGUCGUAUCUCCAGCGUCAGCUACGCGGAUAUCGGCCAUGUCAGACACGAUGGCUCUCGCCUUCGAGCCGACUCACACGAUUCCGAUCACCAUCCGCUUCUACAAAAUGCAUCACUCAACACAUCGUCGCCUUCCCUGUUGACCAAUGGGCGCUGCGCCCCACGUCAACACGAGGAUCAGGCAACCCACCCCCCCCAAACCGACGAACAAGACAUCGGAAAUUUAAAUAUUGUUCCCCCGCCACCCGAGUAUGAUCAUCUCGAAUGGGGCGAUGCACCCGCCUACGAAAGUCCCACCCGGGAACGAGCUGAACAAUCCAAUCGACCUGCGCCUCUCUUGACACGCCUACCAUCAAUCCACGUCAACAUCGCCAGUCCUAUUACCAUGUCACCCGUAUUUUCGUCCGGGCUGCCGCCCCGAGAGGAUAAUAACCAAACGCCGACCCCGCCAGACUCCAUCCCGGCACGAAGCGAGGUUUCGCAUACCCAGGCGGAGCAUACUGGAUCCACUGACAACCACCCCAUUGUUUCACGAUGA